GGCUGCGGAGCUUGCUAUGCGUUUUCAGCAGCUGGGGCGUACGAAAUACUUCUUUCAAAGUCGGGAACAGUUAUGAAGCUGUCAGAACAACAACUUAUAGACUGCACAGAGGCGCCAAACCAAAAAUGUAAUGGUGGAUACCUACCGCCGGCUUUUGAUGUAAUGAUAAAGCCGGGUUUGCAACUUGCAAAAGACUAUCCGUACCUGGCUAAGAAUGGAACUUGCAAGAAAAACAUCAAACCAGCAGUCAAGCUCAAAGACUACAUCGAUGUCUCUGACAAGAUGGAUGCCGCUCUUCCAACCAGCCCACUUGCCGUUUGUAUGACGGUAGUAUGGGAAGUAAUGUUCUACAUAGGCGGUGUUCUGGCUCCAAAAACGUGUCCUAACGAUUGGUACAAGUUAAAUCACGAUGUUGUUUGCAUUGGAAUGUGCGGCG
Molecule: messenger RNA, 436 nt
Organism: Bemisia tabaci
Lineage: Eukaryota; Metazoa; Arthropoda; Insecta; Hemiptera; Aleyrodidae
Source: RefSeq, a predicted model, not a curated record